AAAAUAGAGUGCCAUUCUGCUUACUCACAAGUGUGGACUCUACCGCGAAGGUGUUUACGUUCAUUAUCAUACCGUGCCACGGUCUGCAUCUCGUGUACGAACAGCAGCAGAAUUAUCGAUCGAAUCCGGCCUGAGAAAGAAGCAAAAAAAAUCAACCCUAGUCAACUCAUCUCCAUUGCGGACAACUGCAGUGGAAGCUGCCGAAAGGAUUGGUUUGCCACACGGUCUGCGACUGAGCAGCUAUCGAUCGGAAUUUGCGCUACCAUAGUGUGUGGUGGUGAUCUUGAAAAACCUUCUACCCCUUGCUUGCUGGUCGUGUCCCGCACUGAGAAAUCACCUUGUGGCAUCCGGUGGAAGCGGUUGCAAUAAAGUUUAAACAAAAAAAGUAAGGCCGCGACAAGUGUGUGUGUGUGUGCGUUUGCAAUAGAGAAACCCGUGAUCCUUGGACGAGUCGCGAUGAAUAUGCAUGAAUUGUAUGAAAUUAUAGAAAAGUGUCACGACAAGUCAUCCCAGAAGGAACAGGAUGAGACGCUGCUGCAACCAUUUUCGUACAUCCAGCAAAUUCCCGGAAAGCAGGUCCGGUCGAAGCUAGCGCUAGCGAUAAACCAUUGGCUACACAUUCCGAACGACAAGCUGGCGGCGAUAAGUGAGAUUGUCCAAAUGCUGCACAAUUCCAGCUUGCUCAUCGACGAUAUCGAAGACAAUUCUAUCCUUCGCAGAGGCAUCCCGGUGGCGCACAAAAUCUACGGCGUGGCGAGCACGAUCAAUGCGGCCAACUAUGUGCUAUUUUUAGCGCUGGAAAAGGUCCAGCAGCUUGGGCAUCCGGAUGCGACGCGGGUGUACACGGAGCAGCUGUUGGAGCUGCACCGUGGCCAGGGUAUGGAGAUCUACUGGCGCGACAACUACGCCUGCCCGACCGAGACGGAGUACAAGCAGAUGACGAUACGGAAAACGGGCGGCCUGUUCAUGCUGGCGAUCCGGCUGAUGCAGCUGUUUAGCGAAAAUCGCAAAGACUUCACCAAGCUGACCGCGAUCCUGGGGCUGUACUUCCAGAUACGGGACGACUACUGCAACCUGAGCAUGAAGGAGUACUCGGAAAACAAGAGCUACUGCGAGGAUCUGACCGAGGGCAAGUUUAGCUUCCCGGUCAUACACGCGAUACAGACGCAAAAGUACGACAAGCAGGUUCUACACAUUCUACGCCAACGGACGCGCGAUGUCGAGGUCAAGCGGUACUGCAUAACGUUGCUGGAAAAGUUGGGCAGCUUUCAGUACACACGUGACGUGCUAGAGUCACUCGACAAGGAAGCACGAAAGGAGGUGGAAAGUCUUGGACCGAAUCCAAUUAUGGAAGCGUUGCUGAACGAUUUGCUCAGCUGGAAGCAAGUUUCCGACGGUAUGACGGUAGAUGACGACACGACGCCACCGUAAUCAGCUUAUUACAUUUAAGGGAGAAAAAAUGCUAAGGAACUCUUUUAAUAAUGCCGAAUUUUGCGAGGAAACCCGAUUUCAAGUUAAAGGCGGCUUUAGAUUUUUCGUGAAAGUGAAGGUGAAAUUUCGGGUUUUUCUUUUUGCUAUAUUCAGGUUACACACCAUUUGAUAUUGAUAGGAAUAUGGCUUAUCAUAUACCAAAAAAAGGAUAUAAAUUAAAUGCAUUUCCUUGUGAUUCUCCGCUGAUCAUUAUUAUCAUUAUCACCGUGAACAAAGCAGGAAAUCAUAAGGGAAUGCAUUUAAUUUAUUAUGCCAAUAUAUUUUGUUGUUUAAAUAGUUGGAAAAUAGAAUGUCCUUUCUUUUGGUGUAUGAAAAGCCGUAUUCUGAUUGAUAUUUAUUGAUAGAUAGCAAUAAAACCCGAAAUGUCACUUUCAAUUGCACUAAAGCUGUAACUCGGGCUUUAGAAUGAAGCCAAUUAUUAGGCGUUUAAUUUUAGGCAUAGCGCGCUUUCCGGCUGACCAAAAUGUGAGCGACAAUAAGUAUAAUAAUAGUGAAGGUGUUACUACGGACUCAUAGAUUAUCUUCCAAUGCGGUAAAACCACGGUAGUACAGCUAGCACAGCAGGUUUCUCACUUUAUACGUGGCUGUUGGCAUACUUUCUUAGUAAAACUUGCGCUGCAAUCGUCUCUUUACACGUUUCAACUAUUCCUGUAGCGGUUCUUUGCAUGGUUAAAGAAAAUUCGCUGUUAAAAUAACAUAUGACUUACAAUUGACAAUAUGAAAAUAAGAUUAAAAAACGGCUAGUACAUGUAAA
Messenger RNA from Anopheles arabiensis, 2245 nucleotides. It is a transcript of the gene qm, whose product is annotated as geranylgeranyl pyrophosphate synthase. Gene Ontology annotation, molecular function: prenyltransferase activity. The record is from RefSeq and is a predicted model, not a curated record. The transcript has 5 exons. NCBI's taxonomy places the organism in Eukaryota, Metazoa, Arthropoda, Insecta, Diptera, Culicidae. Bases 457 to 1431 code for a protein of 324 amino acids. Gene Ontology annotation, biological process: isoprenoid biosynthetic process.